GACGGGACUGUCAUUGUAACCGACAGGGCUUCUCACACUGCAGCCUUCGCCGAGUUCUUUGCCGACGUCGCUUGUGGAAUGCAGCGCAGUCCAAUAUGGCGGCUGACUCGGGAAUGGAUACGUGUCCAUCCCCAGAAAUACCAGAUUCUAGGAAAAGACCAUUGGACGGCGAAGUUGAAAAUGGGAUGACAAAGAGAUCGCAUUACGGGGGAGCAGAUGGAACAUACCACUUCAAGAUGCUGGUACCAGGUGUUGCUGCAGGAGCUAUCAUUGGAAAAGGUGGUGAUACAAUAGCACAGCUUCAGAAGGACACUGGAGCUCGAGUAAAAAUGUCAAAAGCCAAUGACUUUUAUCCAGGCACAUCUGAGAGAGUCUGUCUGAUAACAGGAAAUGUGGAUGCUAUAAUGGCUUGUCUAAUAUUCAUCAUGGAGAAAAUCAGAGAGAAACCAGACAUGAAUGCAAAACAAGCAAUUGACUUUGACAAUAAAACGUCCGCUGAACGAGAUAAACAAGUAGAGAGCUUAUGCAAUGUGCUCUCUUGUGCAGGUUAAAAUUCAAUGAUUAUUGGAAAAGGUGGCAACUAUAUAAAGCAAAUCAAGGAGGAAAGUGGCUCAUACGUUCAGAUCUCACAAAAAGCCAAAGACCAGACUCUGCAAGAGAGAUGCAUCACUGUUAUUGGUGAAAUGGAAUGCAACAGGACAGCGUGCCUCAUGAUUCUGUCUAAGGUGGUAGAAGACCCACAAAGUGGGAGUUGCUUGAAUGUUAGUUAUGCCGAUGUGUCUGGUCCAGUUGCUAAUUACAAUCCUACUGGAUCUCCAUACGCUAAUCAUAAUGUUCAGCAUACACCAGUACAAGGUGGAAAUUUCAAUUCAUCCCCAAGUUUAAGCUCGUCCAUCACUGCAGUUGGUGGGAUGCUGCUGAACGGAGGUCCUACCAGCCUGAAUUUGAGCUUGAACCUCGGUAAUCCGUCAGCUGGACCAGCAAAUGCCUCGGUUACUGCACAGCUUUUGGAUCACAUAAAGGUUAUAUUGAGGACCACUGGCUACUCGGACCAAGCAACUAGUGACAUAACAUCUGCCAUGGGUAUACUCGCACAAUAUGGGAUUCUUGGAAUGGGGCUUGGAUUGACUGGAACAGGAGUUUCAUCAGGCAAUUCCAGCAACCACUCCCUUAUGGCAAGCAGCAACUAUUUAGGAGUAAGUCCCAUGGACUCCACACCAUCCCCUCAAACAGCAAAUGGGGUUGGAAGUAAUGGUGGUGUGUUCGGUCCUAUCGGCACGGUGUCUUCGAUCGGUACUUCGACUCCAACAUCUCGUGGAGGGGCGAUGGACCGAUUCGGCGAGGGUGGUGCGUCCAGUGGUCCGUUCGAUCCUUUUAGACAUCAGUCAAGUCCUACUAAUCUUGGCUCGCCCAUUUCUCUUAACAAUAACUCUUUUGGUCUAGGUACUGGUCAGUCCAUAUGUAAAAGUCCCACCCCUUCAGAUCUGAAAGGUGACCCAAAAAAAGUUGAUCUGGAAAUUGCAGAAAAUAUUGUUGGUGCUAUUCUUGGUCCUGGUGGUAGAUCUCUUGUAGAAAUUCAACAUCUUAGUGGAGCAAAUAUUCAAAUAUCAAAGAAGGGCACAUUUGCUCCUGGUACUCGUAAUCGCAUCGUUUCUAUAGCGGGCUCACCUAAUGCCAUCAGUACUGCACAGUAUCUGAUAGAGCAGAGGAUCAGCGAGGAAGAAGCCAAACGGGCCAGACCCAGUGCUCUGGGAAUCCUGCAGUAAAAUAAGUAAUUAAACACCGUAUGUGCAUUUACUAUACACUUCACCCAAUAAAAUUAUUUUGUAAACAGUUUUGUUUACCUCGUCUAGAUUUUUGUUGACUUAAUAUUAAAACAACCAUCACAGUCUCUCACUUCAUAAGCCAUUAUAGUCGAGUAAUGUAAUCCAAAUGGCAAAAUGAGUUUCCAUGGCAUCUUCUUUGAAUAACCAGUUAAAAAGUUGUCCUUGUGGGUAAAUCGUACCUCUUGAAGGUCAUAGCGUGGGUUCUAGAUUGGUAAUAUUUCAUGUAUCUGUUAUACUCCAGCAAACAUCAUGACAUACCUAAAUGUUGUUACAAGAACUUUACAUUAAAUCAUAUGUAUUGUAAAUAUCUGACUUGGCAUAAAUCAUCACUAACAUUUCAGCAACAGGUUACUGCACGGAACCUGCAUCGAUAGAAAAUACUUGUACGCUUCAUUAUAUGAAUUUUUUCCCCCUGGAGUUUAUUUCAUAAAUCCCCUUAUAUAUGAUUUCUAAUGAUCUGUCUAAAUGUUAUUAAAAUUUUUUGAAGACUGUAUGAGUUUAACAUUCUGAUCUUCUCAGAAAUGGAUUAUCUUAUAUGUACUUCAUUGUUAUAUAUAUAUAUUAUAUAAAGAUUGUACUUCAUUAUCAUUGAACUACAUUUUUUAAUUUUGAUUAGUGAUCUUAAAACACUUCACGCACGGUUUAUAUGAAGACUUACUGCAGUGUAUUAAGUUGAUGAGUAUAAAUUUAUCUUCAACAUAACAUUUUCUUGGACAUUUUCAUUGUGUACAAUGAACACAGUCCAAAGUGAGCUGCCUUUUACCCAUAGUACAUAAUUGAUCUUUGUUCUGUGAUAAUACAGCCUGUUUAUUGUUAGGUGUAAAUUCAAUAUCCCUUUACCCCACUCACUGUCAUUCAUGUUUGUUGUUGCAUGGUUUUUGUGCUACUAGUCUUUCACAACUAUCUGUCGAGUGGUCACAUUUCUCUGCCUAGAGGAUUCGGUUCCUUUUCUGUCCUUCGUGUAGUCUCCUAGAUAAAAGAUGUUCCAGGUCCAUAAACAUGGUGAUGGGAAGCAAGAGUGUCUUGCUUCUGUGUCAGAAAAAUGGCGUCCAUUUAGCAUUUUUGAGACUAGAUUUUUUGUCAUAGUCAUGUAUAUAAAUAUUCAUUCAUUCAUUCAUUGGUGAAAUGUGAUAUUGUUGUACAGAAACAUUCUCAUUAUCAAGUUACCAUGUACACAUGUUUAUUUUUUUGCUUGUUGUAAUCAUAUACUAUUAUUGUACUAUAUAUUAUUUGUGGAAUGGCUGGAAAUAUGUCGAAGGUGAAGGGUAUGGCUACGAUUGUUGUGUGGAUACAACAGUUAUUUGCCUAUAAAGGUUUUCAAAGAUUUUUAAUUGUAUUGUCAAAGCCUUUUCUAAAAAAAUGAAGUUUGAAUGUCAAUACAUUGGUAUAUUUACUGUGUCAUUGUGAUGUGUCAGACUGCAGCAAAAAGUUACUAUUUACGGUAAAAAUUGAUGUUUAUACCGAAACAACGGUAUGUUCCUGCAAGUUUGUACAGUGUGAUUAUUAUUAAGAGAAAUUCCUGUAUGCCUGAGAAUUUAGGUUCAUUGGUACAUCUCAAUUUGACACACUGGGUUAAGUUCCACCGUCUGAGUUUUCAUGUUGUCGAGAAGUGGCAAUGUGAUUGUGUAAAUGUUGAUAUUCAAGCCAACUCAAAUUGAGUUACAAAUUGUUUGUACCUAUAACAGUACAGAUAUUUCUUCAUUGUGAAUUGCCAUUAACUCAUUAAAGUUAAGUUGUAUUCCUAAAAUAAUUUGGAGUCAUCAGUGCCAUAAACGUAGAACAAUUGUCACUGAGGGUUGUAGAGCCUAAUCCUUAAAAUGGGGAGAAAUCCCUCAUGGCAGCCUUAUUAAAAUGUUCCAGUGCGUGUGGAGGUAUGUCAUUCAUGUUCAUAUAACCGUGGUAGAUGCUAGUUAUGUUUACAAAUAUUAACAGUGUUGCUGCCAUAUCACUGAGCAGUACAAAAUACUUUGUUUUAAUUUUCUUCCUUCAACUAUGUUGUUAGAUCAUUCACUUUCAGUAUUUUUAUGAGAAUUAAGUUUUUUAAAAAUAUUUUCAUAGUUAAUAUAUAUGCUGUAAUAUAGAAAUAUGUGGUUUUGAUGUCUUUCUGCUCUUCCACUAAGGGAAAAAGACAUCUAAAAUCUUUAAACAAAUGACUUGUAUUUUUUUGAAAUGAUAAUCCUGCUCUGAAAAUAAAACAAAAUAUGGUUUGAAAGGCUUUCGGUGGAUGAGCAAAUAAGACAGAAGCUUUAUACUAAACAACUUCAUUCAAUCAAAAUGUAAAUCAUGGUUCAUUCUCAAUAAAUCCAUGGCAUAACGAA
Zootermopsis nevadensis is the source of this 4144-nucleotide messenger RNA. The record is from RefSeq and is a predicted model, not a curated record. Lineage: Eukaryota; Metazoa; Arthropoda; Insecta; Blattodea; Termopsidae.